Messenger RNA from Xyrauchen texanus (razorback sucker), 3702 nucleotides. Its product is annotated as tumor necrosis factor receptor superfamily member 1A-like. Gene Ontology annotation, biological process: positive regulation of apoptotic process; TRAIL-activated apoptotic signaling pathway. Bases 193 to 1497 code for a protein of 434 amino acids. The record is from RefSeq and is a predicted model, not a curated record. NCBI's taxonomy places the organism in Eukaryota, Metazoa, Chordata, Actinopteri, Cypriniformes, Catostomidae. The transcript has 10 exons. Gene Ontology annotation, molecular function: protein binding. Gene Ontology annotation, cellular component: plasma membrane; cell surface.
CCGUGAAAGCAGACGCAUUCGAUGCGUGUCCUGUCUAUUCUGAAAGACUGUCAUACAUUGGAUGUAUUUUGAAUUUUUUUCACACUUUUUAUUUUUUAUUUUAUAGUUUGAUCUAAAACCUGUGUUUCCGGAGUGUGAAAGGACUCAACAAGUAGUUGGAAAAUUUGGAAAAACGCAAGCCAUCCUUUCAGGAUGGAUAACUCCACAACGAUGAAAGCCAUGAUCCUAUUCCUCGUUUUGAAUCUUCUGGGUCAUGGAGCAGCAGAGCUCAAUAUUUCAGGAGAACUGCAGAACCGAACAGCCAGACAGAUUAAUUGCAUUGAGAACCAGGAGUACCCUCACAACAGCUUUUGCUGCAAGAACUGUGAAGCUGGCACCUAUGUGAGUGAAAAGUGUAGCAGGGGCCAGGAGAAGGGCAUGUGCACCCCAUGUGAAACGGGCACGUAUGCCGAGCACCCCACAGGCAUGGAACAGUGUCUGCAGUGCAGCCAGUGCCACAGAGACCAGAAGGUGGUUGCAGAAUGCACCAGCACAAGCAACACCAAGUGUGAAUGCAAACCCGGUUCCUUCUGCCUGCCGGACGAGCCAUGUGAAGUGUGCAAGAAAUGCGCCCAGUGCAAAGCAGACGAGGAAGAAGUGAGGAGUUGCACACCCACGGCUAACACAAAGUGCAAGAAACGCCCCUCAAACCCAACGGAAGAUCCGACUGAUAAGCCAUCAUCAUCAUCAAAUGGCAGUGAAGCUAUAGCAGUUAUUAUACCAAUCUUGGGUAUUUUUCUGAUCGGCGCAUUUGGAAUAUAUUUCUGGAAGAAGCGCCAACAGCGACUAAGUGAAACUCAUGGAGAUUUGAAAGAGGUUAAAGUGGCCGAUCAAUCAUGCCCAAGUUCAGAAGAGGAAAAAGAGAACAACCGCAAUGCUGGAUUAGAGAGGGCAGAGGAGCAACGGCCAGAGUCCCGCCCCUUGUUGACGCAGGAGACGCAGGAAACUGGCACCAAGAGCAUCCCGGUGGAGGAUGAGGACCGGGGACUUGGUGACAGCUUACCAAACACAACCAGCUCUUCCCAAACCAGCCUGUCUGCCCUCCCUCCAGCAGUCUGCAUCGGGGACUCCCCACGGUCAAGCCCCCCAGUCCAAAGACAGAUAGAGAGGGAUACAGAGCCAUGGGCACGGGAUGAUGGCCCUCUCAGAAAACUUGUUCCUGUACUCGUUGAGGAGGAAUCGCUGAGCAAGAGCUUCGAUCUGUUUGAUAUCCUGGAUGUGCGGAUCCACAACAAGUUCUUCCGUAGCAUAGGCGUGAGCGACAAUGCCAUUAAGAUGGCAGAGGCACUUCACCACGUGGACAAAGUCUACGAGCUCCUGCGGGUGUGGAUGCAAAAAGAAGGGCUUCGAGCGAACAUCAACACCUUACUUCAAUCUCUGCUGGAUCUGGACCAGCGGUAUUCUGCAGAAAACAUUGCCUCCAAGGCUGUGGAAAGAGGCUACUACAAAUAUGAGUGAUGACUCUUAAAGACUUCAAGAGAAACCCUUUGUUAUUGAGUAAAAGAACAAAAUAAUGGAGAUGUUGUAGGUGAGGGUCAAGGGGUGGGUUAGGAGUUUCAUAAUAUCCUCCCCAGGGGCCUGUUGGCCUCAUGGCAUGAACUGAUUUCCCAUUAUGGAACUGGUGGUGAUGCCAUUGGAGAAUCGUAUCUCUGUAGCGCCCGCAAUGGGUUCAAAAGCCAACACUGGACCCUUUUGAGGUUUUACACUGGCUUACGGAAGAGGGCGCCGUUUUCCUUCUUAACAGUGCGUACAGGUGUCAUUCGAUGCACUUGCCUCAGGCUUUCAAACUCAGGUUGGUCUGAAGCCUACAUUGAUGUCGUUAAACCUUUGGUAAAGUCAAAAAUGUAGAUAGUUCUAUGCCUUUUGUGUUUAUUUUGACUACAUACUGACAGGCGCCAUGCACAUUUGUAGUUCAAACUAAAGAUUUUGACAAGGUCUAGCAUUACACUACAUGUAGAUGGUCUAGUCCGAUUUCAGUUGCUGCCGUAAAUCACUUGUUUGUCACAAGGACUCAAAGAUACAAACGAACAAAAAAAUGUCUCAAGCUGAGCUCUGAACAAAUCAUCUGUAGAUGAAUUGUAUUGUGAAUUUAAGACGUAUCAGUAAUGGAAUUUGCCAUUUCAAUGUUUCAAACUGUUUUCCAGCUGUUGGCAUAUUCUCUUAUAUGUUAAAAGUUUAGGAUUUCAUAUAAAGUUCAGAUCUGUCAUUACAUUCACCCUGGUUGUUACAGAAUGUCCUCUAUACUGGGCAGCCCCAAGUUAUGCCAGUCUGAUAUUUUUUACCCAUAGCUGGUUUUAUCUGCUUGGUGCAAGGCUGAGACGGCAUUGCUUACCUUCUCAGUCUUUUUUUGCCUAUUCCAUUUCCUUAUUUAUAUUUGAAUAAGUGAUGUAUUUAUUUUUAUUGUGUAAUUACAUAAUAUUUAUACCUGUUACUAAUAUUCACCGAAGUGUUUCUUGUGACUAAGUUUUUCUCCGGAUGAAUUCACCAAGCAAAUUCUUCCAGCUUUUUCACAAGCAAAUAAACCAGAUCUCUUCAGAUUCAGUGCCAUCAUCCCAGAGUUCCUCUUCCGUUUCGUCAUUUCUUAUUAAAAUCGCAAAAUGUGUCCGUCGCUGCAUACGUAUGUUCGCAACUAGGGGUGUCGUUGUUAAUGAUAUAAAGAAAAAGCUUGAAAGAGUACCACGGUCAGUAUCUCUUGGGCGCUUGUAACUGCUUCCGCAGGUCCAAGUUGAAUUAAUGUUGAGGAUUAGGAGGCAUUUCGAACUUUCGCUUGCUGUUCAUGGUUUAAAUGCAGUAGUGCACAGGUACAAGGUUUUAAUAGUUAAAGAUGAAGGAAACCGAAGCUCAUCGAAAACUACUCACCAUUUGGUUGUCUUUUGUCUAGGAUGUACGUAGUAUUAAACAAAACUAAUAGAUAUAUUUAUAGAAGCCCAACUUAAUGAAGUAUAGAAACCGAAGGAACAAUUUGACUUUUGAGAUGAAAGUUAUCAAAGUAAACAGGGCCCCAGAAUUCAUUUAUGUAGCAGUUAAUGAACUGCAAUAUCUGACUCUGCUGCAUAGCUUUGUAGCUUAAUAUGUGUAUGAAAUAUGACCUUUUAUAUGUAUAUAUUUAGUGAUUAGGAACACGAAUCUCUGAUAUGCUUCACCUUUUAACUCAGUUGACAUGGAAAGCUAAAUAGGACACAAAAUUGUAGAGUUAUCGUACAGUGCAGGGCACUGCCAUCUAUUGACAUAGAACUGAAAAGUGAGAGAAUAAACCGCAUCAAUUUCAAGGGACCUUUUUUUUCCUUUUCUGACAAUUAUAUUCUGUCUCUUCAUGUCUUUCUACACUUUGCACUGACUCGGCGUCUUAACGUGGAGUCUAUCUUUAAAUGUAGGUGCAGAAGGAUUACCUCUGAGCAAUUCAGUACCAUCUGUUUCUCACUACACAUUUGUCUUGCUUUUAUGCAUCUAACACAGCAGCAUGUCUCAGUGCUAGCUCAUUCAGUGCUUUAUUUUCCAAAAUAUCUCUCUAUGAGUAGGUUUUAUAUAUUUCUUUGUCCCCUUAGACAAUUGUAUGCUUGUUUGUGAAUGUAAAAAGUUUGCUGUUGCAAAGUUGGUUGUAGAAUGUUUUUGUUUAAAAAUAAAAAGAUGCUUUACAAAACGGUUUCCAUGGCGAGUUCGUUC